This is a messenger RNA of Mycena citricolor, 1197 nucleotides long. The record is from the annotation of a GenBank genome assembly. NCBI's taxonomy places the organism in Eukaryota, Fungi, Basidiomycota, Agaricomycetes, Agaricales, Mycenaceae.
CGGCGGGCCGGGAGGCGCGUGCGAGUGCGAAGGCCGGUGGUGGGCCGGUGGUAGAGAGGCUGCGGGCGCCGCUGGGGAGCUGGGUGCGGACGUGUCCGGAGGUCGGGUUCGGCGGGUGCUUCCAUAUGAAGUAUAUGGUGCUCGUGUACGAAUCGGGUCGUUUGCGUGUCGUCGUGAGCACCGCGAAUCUGCUGCCGAUUGAUUGGAGUGACCUUGAGAAUGCUGUGUUCAUCCAGGACGUUUUCCCUGUGUCUCCUGGGCGUUCUUCCACUUCCAAAGGGAACGGAUUCGCAACAAUUCUUCAGACUGUGCUGUUGAAGACCAAUGCUGGGGCCGGGUUAGAAUUCCUGAGCAAAUCGAUGGAUCUCCCGAUCAAGGAUGUUUCGGACAUCUCGACUAUGUGGGACUGGAAUCAGGUCAAAGCAGAGCUUGUUCCCAGCUUUAUCGGCAAAUGGCAAGACUGGAAGACAAUCAAAGACCCAGAAAUGGACAUCCUCGACUGAUGCAUGCCGUGCAGUCUCUAGGAUUGACGAUCCCCACGAAUGCCCAGCUCAAGCUUGAAUGCCAGGGCUCGAGCAUCGGCGUGUACACCACCCAGUGGUUCAACCAAUUCUACACCUCCGCGUGCGGGGACCCGAGCGCCCUCACAUCUCAUCUCGGCAUUCCUGAGCCGCAAAGGAAGAAGCUCGCCUAUCCAGCUGGCAUCAGCGUCGUGUUUCCGACCCAGCAGACGGUCAACGACGCCGAGAGGCGCGGUGCGACGUCCAUGUUCUGCACGCGCAAGAAAUGGAAAGCGAGGAAUUUCCCGAGGGAGGCUUUCCGGGACUCGAGGAGCAGAGGCGGUCGCGUCCUUAUGCACACCAAGAUGAUUCUGGCUGAGAUCGGAUCGGAUGGCGUGCGGCCCAGCGCCAGCGGAUGGGUAUAUCUGGGCUCGCAUAAUUUCACCUCCGCGGCCUGGGGGAAUUUAUCGGGCACAUCGAACUUGCCUGUUCUCAACAUCAACAACUUUGAGCUCGGGGUCGUCAUUCCGAUGCAAACACAGCAAGAGCUCGAGGAGAUAUCUGCUUGGGAGCGCCCACCGAGGAAGUAUGGCCCGGGUGAUUUGCCAUGGUUCAAAGAAGGACUGAGCUUGUGAUUCAUUUAGCAAGCGAUUGAGAUCUAGAAGCCGUGGUUCAUGAAUCAUUUUUUUUGCACCCG